Molecule: messenger RNA, 4641 nt
Organism: Paralichthys olivaceus (Japanese flounder)
Lineage: Eukaryota; Metazoa; Chordata; Actinopteri; Pleuronectiformes; Paralichthyidae
Gene: pard6a
Product: par-6 family cell polarity regulator alpha
Biological process (GO): establishment or maintenance of cell polarity; regulation of cellular localization; centrosome cycle
Cellular component (GO): cell cortex; apical plasma membrane; nucleus
Molecular function (GO): protein binding
Source: RefSeq, a predicted model, not a curated record
GACUCCACCUGUCGCGAGCUGGCGCUCUGUUGUUUAGUGUCUUUGUCGCAAAAAGAGAACACAGCCACUCUGACACCGGACUGUACGAGACACACGCUGGAGCGAGAGCUGUCUGUGUCGACAUGAAAAUAACAAGCGCACCAGCUCCCGCCACCUGUUUUACGUUCUGAAUGUUUUUUUUUAUUUUACCCGACGACAGAGGAGCGAACAACAAGCAGAAUUCUGGUGGAUGGUUUUAUCCGCAGUGCCUCAGCCAAGCAGCCAGCCGGGGAGCAGAAUGUCAAGGCGGCAGCAGCAGCAGCAGCAGCAGCAGCAGCGUACGCCGUUAAAAGUCACAGACAGCGUGGUGGAGGUCAAGAGCAAAUUUGAGGCAGAAUACCGUCGGUUCGCUCUAAAGAGGAAUGGCCAAGGUGACUUCCAGGAGUUCUACCACCUCCUCCAGACUAUCCAUCAUAUACCUGGUGUUGAUGUGCUUCUGGGAUACGCUGACGUACAUGGAGACCUCCUCCCAAUCAACAACGAUGACAACUUCCACAAAGCUGUCUCAGCAGCCAAUCCACUGCUCCGUAUUAUCAUUACCAAGAGAGAGGAUGAACCUGUCAUAUUUGCCACCAACUCCCUCCAGAGGCGUAAAAAGGGGCUGGGUUUAACUGGACUGCGCACCACAAGCUCAGGCUCCACCUACUCAAAGAACAAGCCAGGUCUUAUGAUUGGCCUCCCACAGAACUUCAGACAGAUCUCCUCCAUCAUUGAUGUGGACAUCUUACCUGAGACACACCGACGUGUACGACUUCACAAGCAUGGUACCCACAAACCACUAGGCUUCUACAUUCGUGAUGGGGUGAGCGUGAGAGUGGCGCCACACGGUGUAGAGAAGGUUCCAGGAGUGUUCAUAUCUCGUCUGGUACGUGGUGGGCUAGCAGAGAGUACAGGGCUGCUGGGAAUUAAUGACGAGAUUCUUGAAGUAAAUGGCAUCGAUGUAGCAGGGAAAUCUUUGGAUCAGGUUACAGACAUGAUGGUGGCCAACAGUCACAACCUAAUUGUGACUGUGAAACCAGCUAACCAGAGAAACAAUGUGGUGCUUCGUGGGAGUAAGACCUCAAUGGGCAACUCUGGUUCUGUAGGCUCAGCUGGAUCUACUGGUUCGGCUUUGUCACAUGACUCACCAAGCCCUGCCUCUCAGAGCAACCCCAUUACUGCAAGCAACAGCAUUGCAGAGGGUGACAGUGAUGAUGAAGAUGAUGAUGGCGACCUCAUUCUGGAGAAUGACUGUCUGACACCCUUCGACUCCCAACGAGUAAACAACAGUAACAACAGUAACCUCAACAGAGACCUACCUAUGAACAGGCAGCACCCCUCCUCUGUGGUGAGGCCCCUCCCACAGAGCAUCUCAUUGCCCAAUAGUGUCGGCGCAUCCUUGAGUGACAGUUUUAUGAUGACGUCGCUUCACAACGAGAACACAGCCAGCAUCAGUCAGGAGAGCCUGAGAGAAGAUGGCAACAUAAUAACACUGUAAUCAUGAUGACACUGACAGCUACACAGUAGCAGUGAUGACUUUGGGAUGUUGCAAACACAGAGUGCUGUAUCCAUGUCAACAACAGCUAACUGUGCUCCUUGUCUGCCAGAUGUCAAACUCAGCAGCAGCCCCUCUGACAGUUUCUUCCUGUUGACUCAUACUGAUCAUCUUUUUGAAGAGGCUGAAACCUGAGUCUUAUAGGCUAGACUCCCUAACAAUAUCACACACCGCUGCUUGUUUCUUUGCUUCAAGCAUCGACUUUUUAUGUGUGCUACAUGUAGCUGAUGGUAUGUACACAGCUGCAUUGUCUUUUACUGCAAGAAAAAAAAAAUCACUACAGGGAAAUUAUUUAAAUGCCAUAAUGUAUUAACUGGUCAGUAUACUUACAGAGAACAGCGUAACUAAGAAAUCAUUCUAAAUUCUCUUGUUAAAGCCAUAACUCAGUUUAAUACCACAUAUUUAGGAAAUCAUCUCCACCCCCAAAUUCUGCUGCUGUGCCAGGUGUUCAAUUGGUUCUCAUGGUGUGUUGGCAACAGAAACAUGGAUGCUGCAAAGGCUUACAUACUGUUCUUGUCUGAUUUGUUGAGUACAACAAGACAAUGACAGAACAUUGCGAUUUGAUCAAGGCCCAUUUUAAUGGCAGCAGUAAGACCGACACACAAAGCCCAUGAAAUAUUCUUUGCUUGUCUGGGUGGUUAUUUUGUUACCACAAGUGCACCAUUCAUUCAGAUGAGGUGGUGUAAAGUUAAUUGUUGGUGUUUUGGAUGGGAAUAGACAUCUCAGAACCUGUUUCUAGAGCAGAGUUUUUCCACUGGCAAUCUGGUGAUUUUUACCAAAAAUAUUCUAAGUUGUUCUUGCAUCACAAGUAGUAGCUGGAAUGCAAGAUAAUAGUUUAAUGUGAUUAUAGCUAGUUAAUCAGAGUGUACCUGCAGAGUUCUUCCGACAGUAUCUGUUGUCCACACAUGCUUUAAACCGUAUAAAAACGUUCUCCUUCAGUUUAUUAAAUCUCUGCAGCACCUGAAGGCAGCAGGGCAAAUGUUGAUAAAUUGGCAGUCUGAUUGGAGAUGGGGCUCUCAGAGCAAAGCUAUUUUAUAGCUAUGAGAGCAAGAGUGCACCCCCAGUCUUUCCACCGCAGAUGGACGGGCCCAGUCUAUGAGCCCAAGUUCUAAUUGUGAUGCUAAAUUAAUGCCCUAAAAAAGUACUAUACCUUACAAUACACAAAAAUAUAGACCAGACAGCAGAAAAAGGUUAAAACUUGUUGAGUAAUAUUAAAACUUCCAUUUUUUUCUUAUUAUUUAGCUUUUUGUUUUACAUAAUCAUUUGUUACAGAAUAUGAUAAAUGAUUAAUCUCAUGGGUUUUAGUGACGGAUCAAAAUACUAAAGGGAUUUUUCUGUAACAUGUAUAAAUCUAAAAGAUGGUGAUCAUUUGGUUCCACAACGUAAAUUACUGAAUGAAGUGGGUAAUAGAUAAUAUAAAGCAAUAAGCAUUAACAGUCUGGCAUUACAAAUAUAGUAACACAAUCGCUGUAAAUGACAAUUUUGAGGAGUAGAGAAUGGCACAGGUGUUAUUUUUAUCAUAUUCAAAAAUCGAGACAGAGGUAUCACUUUUCAUCAAAUAAACUAUACAGUUUCACACAUGCACACAAUCACACAUCAACCAUUAGGGAGUGGGUGUCAAAAUAAGGAGAUAUGUCAUGAGUCUUUUCUACAGAUAAUAACAUACCUGUGGUCUGAAUUACAAUCUGAUAGUAAGCAUAACAUUUACUUUAUUUACUUUACGUUAACUUUUUUGAUUUGAAAAGUUCUGCUUUGUUUGCGUCUAUGAGAAGCUGCACUAUAGCACUGUUAUAGGUCAGAAACUCAACAGGGAACCUUUAAUAGGCUGAAAGAGCAGUUGCUUAUGUAUUAUGGUAAAUACUUAUAUAAUAUAUAUAUUAAAGUUAAUUAUGGUCAAUUUGAAGUAGCAUUUUCACUUAGCACAUACUAAGUUAACUAAGUAACUCAUCAGUGAUUCAAGCAGGUCUAGUGCCUACUGAUAGUUUGUCACUGAUCCAGUUUUGUUGAUGAGAUACCUUGUUCACAGCUCGAUUUGUAGCAAGACAUCUAUUCAAUAUAAUGGGGCGGCCGUGGCUCAAGAGGUAGAGCAGGUCAUCCUCUAACCAGAAGAAUUCUGCAUGCCGAAGUGUCCUCGGGCAAGAUACUAAACCCCAAAUUCCCCCAUAUGGCUGUGACAUUGUGUGACUGAUGUGUAAUAGAGUUAGUGUUUCACAUGGAUGCACUGUAUGAAUGUAUGAAGCACAUACUGAGUAACGUGUGUGUGUGUCUAGAAUAGCGCUAUUUAUAAAAAAACCAAACAUUUAUACUCACAUGAAAAUGGCAACAAGCCUGGAACAGAUGGACACACACAUAGAAAUAACAACUCUCAAAACAAAAUGUUUCGUUGAUUGUCUUGUUAAAAAACUUGUAAACUAUUCAUUUGUGAGAAGCAGUUGGUGAGUAAUGUAAUUUCUUACCUGCUGUUUAAACAAAAAUGUUAUUGCCACAGUUUAAUCAAUCAACAGCUUUUACAUGAGAAAACAUUGCCACAAACCACAAAAUUUGAAGUUUACCCUGCUCUUUAACCCACGAGGAAUAAGAAUACUGGUGUUUUAACCUCCUUUUUUACAGGGGACAUUUGUAUGUUCGGCUAGUGAACACACAUUAAACUCCUGUUGAACCCAUCCCAUAUACUUCAUAGCUAACCUGACAAAUGGCACAUGAUAUCACUGAAUAAUUACCACAUUCAAGGUUAGACAUUGUUUUUGUCCAGUAGCACUGUAAACUGGCCUGACUUGGUUUAGGGUUACGGUUUGCAUGAGUCUGUGUGUUUCAGUGUGUGUACAGUACAGCCUCAUAAUAACAUCUCAUGCUAGAUCACAACUCUGAUCAAUUCAUCAGCUUUCCUGGUAAACAGGGCUGCUUUGGACCUCAGAGUAGACACUUGUUCAAUGCCAGGAAAGUCAAGUUGGCCUGAUCUGAAUAUAUUUUGGCAGAAGUUUGAUGUCAGCAGUAGUUUAAAAUAUACACACACGGUAUAUUAUUGGUUUUUUUUAACUUUAAUAUAAGUUAAUGUAAAUGUAAGAUUA